UCUGCUUUGCAUUCUGAUUUCCAUUUUGGAUUAUUGUUGGUGGGGAUUUCUUUGGAGUAGCAUGGCGCGGGUCCUUUGUCGGCAUUUAUCUUGUAUGUGCAUGAGGUUUGCCCCAUGGAGGAGAAUUUAAAGAGGAGCAGAGUUAUCCUCCACGUUGAUUUGGAUGCAUUUUAUUGUCAGGUGGAACAUGUGCGGCUGGGCAUACCCAUUGAUGUGCCAUUGUGCGUACAACAAUGGCAGGGAUUGAUUGCGGUCAAUUACGCUGCUCGUGCUGCGGGUAUCAAACGGCAUUGUACUGUCGGGGAAGCCGCAAAAAUGUGUCCUGAUGUCAAGUUGGUCCAUGUUGCAACCUAUGCAAAUGGAGAGGCAGAGCCAAAAUAUCAUACUGAGAAUGUAACAGCCAAGACGCACAAGGUGUCUCUAGAGCCGUAUCGACGCGCAAGCAGAAAUGUGAUGGCUAUAUUUAAGCGCUUCUGCCCCAAAUUCCAGCGAGCAUCCAUAGAUGAAGCAUACCUGGACGUUACCGACAUGGUCAAUACCCGCAUUGCGUCUUUGGCGCACAUACCCCAAGACAACCAAGGAGAACCGAUUGUGCAAUGGGAUGGUGCUGGGAUUCUAGUUGGUGAAGAAUUAUCGGAGUCAAGGGGAUGGCGAGAUUUGCAACUCCGAUUGGCUGCUGACAUUAGUCAAGAGAUUCGUGAUACGGUUUACAAAGAGUUAAACUACACUUGCUCUACAGGCAUUGCCCAUAACAAGACACUCGCCAAACUUUGUUCUGGCAUGAAUAAACCAAACAAACAGACGAUCAUGCGCGAGAGCCAGGUGUUGAAAUAUAUGGAGACACUACCAAUGUCAAAGAUUCGGUUUCUGGGAGGUAAACUUGGUGCAGAAGUGGAAUCCGAAUUGCAAGUAGAGAUGGCCGGUGAUUUGUGGAAAUUCUCUUUGGACGCACUCAAAACCAAAUUUGGGGACGCAACAGGUGUCUGGUUGCAUAACAUCUGUCGCGGAAUAUGCAAUGAAGCAGUGCAAGAGAACAGUGUUAACAAGUCAAUGGGUGCUUGCAAAAAUUUGAGACCUUCCAUUACGAACGAUGAUCAAGCACGACAUUGGUUGGGAAUCUUGUCUAGCGAGUUGUUUACACGGUUACAGGAUGAUUAUGAGAUGAAUCAAAGGUGGCCAAAGACCUUGGCGCUUCACUCCAAAGUCGAUAUGUUUGCAGGCGGGAGACGAUCAAAAUCUGCACUCAUGCCGCCGCGUCAUCAUGUUUCUUCACCCGACGACAUUCUCGCCAAAGCAUGGACGUUAUUUCGAGGCGAGCGCAUGUAUCCCUGUUCGUCAAUUGCCUUGACUGUAUCUGGAUUUGUCCAGGAAGAGACUGGGAGUGAGGUUUUGACAAAAUGGUUUGGAAAGGCGUCAGCGACUGGCUCUGCUUUGGGUGAUGGUGGUGGACAUGCAACUGCUGCAUCGCAUGCUGAGCCCACUCCAACAUCGCCGCCCCCAGAACCACACGGAUCCACGGGACGUCCCUUGGACGUUUUUGCAACUCCACAACCACCGGGGACAGUCGCGUGUCCUAAAUGUAGUAAAGCGAUUGGUCAAGACGAGAAAUCACAAGCAGAGCACGCUGAUUACCAUUUUGCGUUGGAUCUCCAACGAGCGGACCGUGAAGGAAAUGUCCAACGAAAUGAGACGGGCCAGAAUAGUCAAGGGAGUGUGGGUAUAAAGAGAAAGCAGAACACUAGUAAUGGUGGAAAGAGCAAAAAAGGUAAACUGACUAGCUUUUUUGACAAAGCUGGAACCAAGUAGUAGUAAAUAAAAGGCUUUUCAGUACGUGCGAAAAAUGGUGGGAGUUCAGCCAAGAUGCGUUUUCUGUUGAUUAUUUUCUAGCAAUGUAUGAACCAACAAGUAAUUCCUAUAUAGCAAAAAAAAUGCAAAAACCCUA
Molecule: messenger RNA, 1942 nt
Organism: Spizellomyces punctatus DAOM BR117
Lineage: Eukaryota; Fungi; Chytridiomycota; Chytridiomycetes; Spizellomycetales; Spizellomycetaceae
Exons: 17
Coding region: 115-1806 (563 amino acids)
Biological process (GO): error-prone translesion synthesis; response to radiation
Cellular component (GO): replication fork; site of double-strand break; nucleus
Molecular function (GO): DNA-directed DNA polymerase activity; damaged DNA binding
Source: RefSeq, a predicted model, not a curated record